Xyrichtys novacula (pearly razorfish) is the source of this 4215-nucleotide messenger RNA. The record is from the annotation of a GenBank genome assembly. Lineage: Eukaryota; Metazoa; Chordata; Actinopteri; Labriformes; Labridae.
GUAAAACUUGUGGCGGUUUGAGCUGCAGGGGGCCACCUUGAGCUCAGUGAGAGGAAAAGUCACUUCAAACCAACGAAGAAGAAAACAUCAACAGGAAGCAGUUAGAGGGGCUGCAGUUGGUGGUAAGGGUUAACAUUCAUUUUUAGUGGAUUUCUAACAUAUCUAGUGCACGUAAUUCACAUUAUAUGCAUUUACAGUUGUUUGGACCAGACAGACAUCAGUCAAUAAGCAGAAAGUCGACACAUUUAAGUGAACAUGUACAGUAAUACCAGCGUCCUCAGUAGUUAUCACAGGAUUCUGCCAUGAAGAAGGAAAGUUCAUCUCUAUCACAUUAAUUUUAUUAGAUUUUUAAAUGUUUUUCAGAUUAAUUAUUUAUUUUGAAGGGGGAAAGUAAACUAUUGUAAACACUAACACAAUUGUCAUACAGUACAGGCCAAAAGUUUGGACACACCUUCUCAUUCAAUGACUUUUCUUUAUUUUUUUUUAUGACUAUUUACAUUGUAGAUUAUCACUGAAGGCAUCAAAACUAUGAAUGAACACAUGUGGAAUUUGGUACUUUUAAAAAAGGGUGAAAUAACUGAAAACAUGUUUUAUAUUCUAGUUUCUUUAAAAUAGCCACCCUUUGCUCUUGAUGACAGAAGUCACAACAGUAAAAACAUUUCAGGAGACUACCUCAUGAAGCUCAUUGAGAGAACAGCAAAAGUUUGCAGCGCUAUCAAAAAAGCAAAGGGUGGCUAAUCAGAAUGAUCAUCAUUUUGAUAGAGUCCAAAGCCAUCUGUUGAAAAUGUUAUGAAAUAUUCCUUAAACGCUCAGGAAACAAUGCAAAUCACAUUCAAAGUCGUGUGUGUGUGUGUGUUCGUGGGUAUGCAUGCAUGCAUGUGUGUGUGCAUGUGUGUAAAUGUGAACAAGCACUUUGGGGGUUGGUAUUAACAGAAUUAAUUUUACCCUCACAUUGAUAACUACAUGACAAAAAUCCAAGCGUGUCUAAAUAAUAGGAGAUAAAACGGUCAUAAUUCGAUCCCAAAAUCUGUAUUUUAGGCAGGAACUAUUGAGACAGUAUAAUCCUCUUAGUUCAUCCUGAUACAGGUUUGAACAACCGAGUAAUCUGAUUGACUGUUUUACUGCUGAAUUAUUAUAAAUGCAUCCUCUCUGACAUGUCAUUAUUAUCAAAGUAAAAGAAAAGGCUUAUUUAAACUGUGUAAAGCUUCAUUUGCAGCGACCUAAGCUGAUUUUAGAGUGCCAGAGGAAACGUAAAUCCAAAUCAGAGCAAGCUUUGCAGUGAACUACGCCAUCACCCCUCUCAGCACUUUGUUGCAGGUUUCCAUCAUGGCAUGCAGAAAAGCUGUGAAGGCUGUGCUCAUCGACCUGAGUGGAACUCUUCAUAUUGAAGACACAGCAGUGCCAGGGGCGCAGGAUGCACUACAGAGGUAGAAAAACAGCUCAUGUUCAGACCUUAGACCAACAUCGAGGCAGAUGAAGACACAAAUGCCCCUGUCAUUUAAAUUAUUACUUUUAAAAUGAGCUGAACUUCUAUGUCUCCUGAUAUUUGGUGUAUCCUUUCUUGUCUGGGUGAAGCUCAGUUAUGUUUUUUAAUAAUACAUUGUUCAAAUCAGCAGAAUACAAAGUAGGGAAAGUUAACAGUCCCCAAAGCAGGUACAGGCCAGAAAAUUUGAGCAGUUGGACAUAUAGUGUAAUAUUGCAAGUAUAAUGAAAUAUAAUACCAUGUACACCAUAAAUCAAUCACUGCUUUACUGUUUUUAAUGGUGUGAUAAUUUGCUUUGGUUUCAGGUUACGGAAGGCUGCAGUAGCUGUAAAGUUUGUGACCAAUACAACAAAAGAAAGUAAGAAGAACUUACUGAAUCGACUGCAACGUCUCAACUUCAAUGUUCAGGUAGAAAAAAACAAAAACAGUAUAUUUGAUACAGUGCAAUUGUAAUGUCAAAGACCCAGGAGAUGAACUGCAUAAUAAGGAAAAAGUUUGCAACCUAAUGGGUUCACUUUAAGAGUGAGGGAAAUUUGGUCAAACUCCUGUCAGAAAAAAAACUGUUGAAGGAUCACCCCAUAUGAUUUGAUAAAUUCAUCUUAACACAGUAAAGGAUCUGUAUUUGCUUUGACUUCUGGAGUGCACUAGUUUAAUGUUACUUGAAUCUCACUCUGCAGGAACAAGAGAUCUUCACUUCACUCAGCGCAGCAAGGAGUCUGCUAGUACAAAAACAACACAGACCACUUCUGCUGGUGGAGGACAGUGCGCUGGAAGACUUCAGUGGUGAGGAGCUGUGGGUGUUUGUGUCUACUUGAGACUGAUGAUAGCGUUGUUUUUGCUCACUGCUGUUAGAAUUCAGUCACAUGUCGUUCCUUAUGGCACAGCUUUUAAAUUAACUAUUCGUAUAAUGUCGCAUUGGUAACAAAUGACAUACACUCUCCUCAAAGUAUGCUGAAGACCAACAAAGUGAUGGACCCAGAAGGUCUGCUUUGGGGCAGCUGGGGUUUUGCUCUCCAUUUCUAGGCUGCUUACAUAACAUGAUGUUACAACUUAGCUGACUCUUUGUAGACGACAUAUUCCUCCUUUUUCAUUCUACAUGUUUUAUUUGUACUCUUAUUUUAUGAGGCAAUCAGGUCUCUUGAUCUUAUAUAGGUGCAGCUCAAACACAAGGUCCUGAAAAAGUACAUUUUUCCCCCAAUUUAAUUUAAAAAGUGAAACUUCAAAGACCUGCUCUUUUGUAACACUUUAUAGAACUGGUGCCGUGUGAUUAAUUGUUUGAUUAUUUGAUUGGCUAAAAGAAAGGUAGAUACAUAUGCCAUGUCUCUUCAUCUCAAGGUAUUGACACUUCAGAGCCAAAUGCUGUUGUUGUUGGACUGGCUCCUGAUCACUUCAACUACCAAACCCUAAACAAGGCCUUCAGGUAAAGAGUCUCGGUCAUAUUAUUUAGUAAAUUACAGAUCCUUUAAAGUCUUUAUUAGCAGUUGACAUGAUGUUUAUUUUUAAGGGUAGCUUGAAAUCACCUGUGAACCGAAGUUGUACCCUCUGUUGCAGUCUGUUAGACCUCUUGUUUGGCGUGUCUGUUCCCUAGAAUGAUACUGAGUGGAGCUCCUCUUAUUGCCAUCCACAAGGCUCGGUACUACAAGCGUACGGAUGGUUUGGCCCUUGGUCCUGGGCCCUUCGUAACGGGACUUGAAUAUGCCACAGACUGUAAAGCUACCGUUGUAGGAAAGCCAGAAAGUACUUUUUUCACACAGGUGAAAAUUUUGUUUUAUAAUGUUUCAAAUUUCAAAUGAGACACUUAAGAGUAGAUAAACACAUGGUGACAAACUGUACAGUCCACUUUUAGAGACAUUUUUGUGUCUCCUUUUUCCUGUGUCAUUUUUGUGGCGUUGUUUAAAGAAGUUUAAAGGUCACGAACGUUAAUUUACAUCAAAAUGAGACCUCUAUCUUUCAACAGGCUCUGUCAGAUGUCGGAUGUGGACCAGAUGAAGCUGUCAUGAUAGGGGAUGUAAGUAUAAAUUGUGCAAAAUGCUCCAUUAUCAGAAAGUGUUUUUUGAGCACAUACUGAUUUAAAAUGAGUAAUUAAUGAUAAUCCCAGUUUUUACACAUUCACAUUUUAAUAAAGUAUGAACAAAUAUAAAAAUUAUUAGUUGCCUUGAGGCUGUCUGUAUUUUUCCAUAGGAUGCAAGAGAUGAUGUGGGUGGAGCCCAGAAUGUAGGCAUGUUGGGAAUUCUGGUGAGAACAGGUAGGAUAGAAAUUUCCUCCAGUUUACUUUUGUCUCUUCAGCAUUCACACAUCCGUCAGACUCCUACUUUUGCACAGCCAUCAAAUAAUGUGAUUUGACUCCAUCUCAUCCCUCAAUCUUUUUUUUUUUUUUUAUAACAUGUUUCUCUCUUCACUUUGGUCUUAACAGGAUUAGCUACAGUUAAAACUAGUCCUGGUUUAAUUCUUGUUCUUUCAUAACUAUGCCUUCCUUACUUGUGUCAUCUCUUAGGUAAAUACAGAGAAGGAGAUGAGAACAAAAUCAACCCUCCUCCCCACCUAACAUGCAACAGUUUUCCAGAUGCAGUCGAACACAUCUUGAUGAACCUCCUAUAAUAACUGUUGGGAAAAGCCCAAAAUGUCAUGUAGCUGUCAUGUAAAUAAAUAAAUGUAUUCAAACUGUCCAUGUGAAUGUGACUCCACUAAAGAACAACAGAAAUGAAAUAAAGAAUGUAUUACAAGAAACUGCC